Molecule: messenger RNA, 936 nt
Organism: Closterium sp. Naga37s-1
Lineage: Eukaryota; Viridiplantae; Streptophyta; Zygnematophyceae; Desmidiales; Closteriaceae
Source: the annotation of a GenBank genome assembly
AUGGCCACGUCGCGAGUGCUCAAGGAGAUUUCGCCAGCCGUGACGAAAAUCGGGUGGAUUGGCACGGGAGUUAUGGGCGCCGCCAUGUGCGGGCACCUGCAGGCUGCUGGCUAUGCCGUCAACGUCUUCAACCGCACGCCCAGCAAGGCGGCUGCACUGGUGGGGCGGGGGGCAGUACUGUGUGAGUCGCCGGCUGCUGUGGCGGCCAACUCAGACGUUGUCUUCAGCAUCGUGGGGUAUCCCCAUGACGUGCAGCAAGUGGUGCUGGGUCCCACAGGCAUUCUCUCCGCUCUCAAACCAGGAGGCAUUCUGGUGGACAUGAGCACGAGCCAGCCAUCCCUGGCCAGAGAGAUAGCGGCCGCGGCAGAGGCAAGGCAGUGCUGGGCGGUGGAUGCGCCAGUGUCAGGCGGGGACAAGGGCGCGCGGGAGGCAGCACUGGCGAUCAUGGCCGGGGGAGACGAGGCAGUGGUGCAGGCGCUGCAGCCUCUGCUGUCAUGCAUGGGCAAGUGCACGUACAUGGGGCCUGCUGGGGCCGGCCAGAGCUGCAAAAUGGCCAACCAGGUGACGAUAGCGAGCACCAUGGUGGGGCUGGUGGAGGGCCUGCUGUACGCACACAAGGCAGGGCUGCAUAUCCCCACAUAUCUGGCUGCCAUUUCCAAGGGAGCAGCAGGGUCGCGCUCUCUUGAUCUCUACGCCUCGCGCAUUCUCCAACGAGACCUCCUGCCAGGUUUCUUUGUGAAGCACUUUGUGAAGGACCUUGGGAUUGCCCUUGAGGAGUGUAGGGCCAUGAGCCUUUCCCUACCAGGCCUCGCGCUGGCACAGCAGCUGUAUGUGUCACUGCAGGCACACGGGGAUGGUGAUCUGGGAACACAAGCCCUUGUGCUGGCUCUAGAACGGUUAAACAAUGUGCAGCUUCCCAAGCUUCCACCCAGUUAG